Molecule: messenger RNA, 1401 nt
Organism: Seriola dumerili (greater amberjack)
Lineage: Eukaryota; Metazoa; Chordata; Actinopteri; Carangiformes; Carangidae
Gene: gemin2
Product: gem nuclear organelle associated protein 2
Exons: 10
Coding region: 161-952 (263 amino acids)
Biological process (GO): spliceosomal snRNP assembly; spliceosomal complex assembly
Cellular component (GO): nucleus; SMN complex; spliceosomal complex
Source: RefSeq, a predicted model, not a curated record
AGCAAGAUGGCGGCCUAGUGUGUGGAUAGUUUUACCGUUUGUGGAAAAAGUAAUUGUUUUGGUCGUCAGAGGAGGUUUUUUUUAUUGUAAUUCGACACUUCAGUUAUACCGACUAACCAUUUACUUCAAACGUUUUGAUAUAAAUUAGCUUGUUAUUAAGAUGAAGUCGGACGUGGAAGAGUUGAUGCCGAGGCUGCUGCCCGUUGAGUUUGGAGCCAGCGCAGAGGACCUAAACCUGAACGGACCGCCGAGAAACCCCCAGGAAUACCUCCGACAAGUCCAGUUGGAGGCGUCAUUAUGUCCAGAGGUGGUGGUUGCUCAGAUUGACCCCAAGAAACUGAAGAAGAAACAAACAGUGAAUGCAUCUGUGGCAGGUUGCCAAGCUGCUCCCAUGGGUUUCUGCCCUAGUCUCAGUUGGCAGCAGCAGCAAGUCAGUAACUUCUCAGAUGUCAGACAGAGUAUCACAAAGAACAGGCAACACUGGAGCAGACAGACUCUGGAUGACAACGUGCUGAUGCCAAAGCUAACAGAUGAGGAGGGCUGGAAGAGGUUUUGUUUAGGGGAGAAGGUCUAUCUGGGAACAUCAUCCUGUGAUGCAGAAUCAGAGCCAGCACUGGACUACAACAAGGUGGGCUUCCCUCCCUUCCUAACCAUCGUUAGCAGACUCAACCAGUCCACAGUGUUGAUGGUGUUGGAAAUUCUCAUCAGUUGGUUUGAGGAGAGAACUUUUGUUCCACAGCUGGGUCGCUGGUUGUAUGCUUUAUUGGCGUGCCUGGAGAAGCCUCUGCUGCCUGAAGCCCACUCCUCCAUCAGGCAGCUGGCCAGGAGAUGUGCCCAGCUCCGCAGCGCGCUGGAGAGUCAGGAGGAUGAGAAACUGCCUGCCCUCAACCUGCUUAUCUGUCUUGUUGCCAGAUACUUUGAGCAGAACGACCUGGCAGAUCAACCGGAAUGAUCACAUGGUUAAACUGUUUGUGACUGAUAUCAACAAGACAGUAAGGGAGAAUAUGUUACUCAAGUAACAUUCAGGCAGCAGGCUCCACAGUCAUCAUGACCUAACACUGAAACUUGUGAACAAGUCAACAUGAAGAACCUUUACCAACCAAGCAAAAUCAUUGGAUGGAAAUGAACUUUUCACAGUGGUCUCAGUGCACACGUCCACAUGGACUGUGGCUCUGCACAGGUUGGGAUGAAAGCUGAGGAUGAAACCAAAGGGUCAUCAAAAGUCCGUGAACACAACUUGUAUUAUUUGGAAUGAAUUUGGUGACUUAAACAACCUCUGCUGAUAGAACUGAAGCAGUCAAAGCAGGAGGAUCCCUAUUAAACAGGAAAAGCCCAACGUUUUCUUGGUGAAUUUAGUCCUGAUGUUAAUGGAUCUAUUAAAUGCAAGAUUUGUCUAUUAAA